Molecule: messenger RNA, 1148 nt
Organism: Linum trigynum
Lineage: Eukaryota; Viridiplantae; Streptophyta; Magnoliopsida; Malpighiales; Linaceae
Source: the annotation of a GenBank genome assembly
UCUAUUCUUCUCCCGCCCUCUAAACAAUUUUAUUAUCCCUCUUCAAGAUAGAGAUCAAUGGAAUCAAAUUAAUAAACAAAGAACAAAGGUAGAGAGAGAGAGAGAGAACCUAAUGCUUGCUUUGGAAAUAAGGCAUCAUGUGAGUUGGCUUGUCUACUUCUUUUCCAUUUCAUCUCCACCAUUUGGUUCCAAUCUAUCCAUCUCCCACUUCAUAUUUCUUCAACUCCUCUCUCUCUCUCUCUCUCUCUCUCACACACACACCCACACACACUCAAGCAAGCAAAAGACAGAUGAACGACGAGGCGCCAAGCUGGGCAGAUCAGUGGGGCACCGGCGGGAUCGGCGCAAUGGACGACCACCACAACACCGCCGCCGACCAGGAUGCCGCCGCGGGCAAGUCCGGAUCCAAGAACGGCGGAGGCCUGUUCAGUAAGAUCAAGACAAGUGGCAUCAAAUGGUUCAAACCCAAAUCCAGUAAGAAGACAUCGACCUCCGUUUCUGCCUGAAGCUGGAGGAAGCAGAAAGAUUGAAGCUUUUUUAUGUAUCAGUUUAAACAACCCAAUAUUCCUUCAUUUCUUCCUCCUCGUAAUGUUUCCUGUCAUUUUGUUGUACAAAUCCUCUUGGAGGAGAAGUAAUCUUGGAAGUUCUGUUCUCUCUUCUCAUGUUGCAGUCUUGCAGACCCUCUUCUUUUCUACGCUGCUGAUUAUGGCAGUCAGUGAAGUUGAUUUGUGAUUAUCACCAAUCUUGAUAUGUCUAUUGAUUAUUGAUGGAGUUUCUGUACGGUUCAUGUAAUUGACUGAACCCUUUCCUUUUGCCACAUUUGGCCAACUGCGGUUGCAAUUUCAACAACCAACAAUGCAAAACAUUCAAGGUAGCUUACCAACAACUACCGACUAGGAUCUACUGCAAAUUCUCUCCCUUGGGUGGCAUUAGAUUCAGCUUUCACAGCAGAGUCAGAGAGAGAGAAGAGAACGAGAUCAAAUCCAAACUGAAGAGAAAUGGACUAAACAGAGACUAAUCAACUAAAUCGAAUCCGAUUACAGAUACUGAAAGCAAUUCUACUGCCCGACUUAUGGCAGAAGUCCGGAUCCAGUAGGAGGAUGGAACUUUUAGGUCAAGUCUGAAAGCAUUAAACUUUACAAAUCCAG